UAAAAGAGAUGUUCUCUUCUUCCUCGCGGUUUCGUUUUCUGGCUUUACUAAUUAUUAAUGGAAGAGAGAGGGGGGGAUUUCGAAGGAAUGCUUGUAAGCUAAAAGAGUCUUGAUUUUUGGGUUCUUAUUCUCGAUCGCUUGUGCCGUCUUCUAGGGUUUCGUUCUGGGAGCGGAGAUGUCAUCGUCCUCGGCUUCGGUCCGGGUCGAGAAGGCGACGAGCGAUCUCCUCAUCGGGCCCGAUUGGACGUUGAACUUGGAAAUCUGCGACUCCAUCAAUACCGAUCACUGGCAGGCAAAAGAUGUGGUCAAAGCUGUGAAGAAGCGCCUGCAACAUAAAAACCCAAAGGUCCAAUUUCUGGCUUUGACGCUUUUAGAGACGAUGAUAAAGAACUGUGGUGAUUAUGUGCAUUUUCAAGUUGUUGAACGUGAUAUUCUGCAAGACAUGGUUAAAAUUGUCAGGAAAAAGACAGAUAUGCAAGUAAGAGAUAAAAUUUUGGUAUUGCUGGACUCUUGGCAAGAAGCAUUUGGUGGGCCAGGAGGAAAGUAUCCUCAGUACUAUUUGGCAUAUGUGGACCUAAAGAGAUCUGGUGUAGAAUUCCCUCAACGCCCCCCAGAUUCUACUCUAAUAUUUACUCCUCCGGUCACUCGUGUAACCCCAAUACCUAGACAUCCUCAAGCAGGGUAUGGAAUGGCCAGCAAUUCUACAUUAAGACUUGAUGAAGCAAUGGCAUCUGAGAUGGCAAACUUGAGCUUAUCAGAUUUGGAUAGUAUGCAGAGUGUGACAGAGUUAUUAAGUGAUAUGCUCAAAGCUGUGAAUCCAAAUGAUCCUGGGGCUAUUAAAGAUGAGGUGAUCACAGACCUUGUCAGCCAGUGCCGCUCCAACCAAAAGAAGGUUAUGCAGUUUGUCAGUUCUACCAGGGAUGAGGAGCUCUUAGGGCAAGGUCUCGUAUUGAAUGAUAACAUACAAGGCCUGCUUGCAAAACAUGAUGCAAUAGCCUCUGGCUCUCCUCUUCCAAUUGAAGCAUCUGAACCUAAUCCGGGACCAAGUGUUUCUGCUGUAUCCACACCUGAACCCGAUCCAGGACCAAGUACUUAUGCUGUACCUAAACCUGCAGAAACUAAGGGUUUUGAAGAUGAUGAAGAAGAAGAUGAUGAUUUCGCCCAGUUGGCUCGAAGGAAUUCGAGAUUCAAGCCAGCAACCACUCAUAGCUCAUCUGCUGUGACCCUACCUGAUCCCCCAGCCUCUCCAAGCCAUCUAGCUGCAGAAGGCUCAUCAGCAAACAAUGCACUGACCCUACCUGAUCCCCCAGCCUCAGUUAGGACUGCCACCAAAGAGCAAGACAUGAUUGACCUUCUGAGCAUCACCUUGGCAUCGAACCAGUCACCACCCCAUACUCCCCUAACACCUCGUGCCUCAAAUCAAAACGAGUCUCCUAUAUCUGUUUCUCCAAAUGGACAAGGGUAUCCUUACAAUCCCAAGGCGUAUGCUGUAAACCAAGGAUACAUUCCCUCCAGCAGUUAUGUCGCCCCCCGGGCUCAGUCCCAACCUCAAUCUACCCCUCCACUUCAACCCCAAGCUCGAUCUCAACCAGAGAGUCAGCCUCAGAUACUCCAUAAUUUUAGUUACCCACCCCCACCAUGGGCGACUGUUCCUGCAAAUGCCAACACCAAUCCCUUUGCAUCAAAUGCCCGCCAGUAUCCUGCCCCUACUGCCCAUGCUGGUGCUUAUGGGUCAAAUGCUUCUAUGCCUCCACAGUUCUUUAAUUCAUUUGGUUCUAGAAUUAAUAGCACCCCAUCUACCACCGGGGAAACACAGGUAAGUCCUGCUGCUCAUGUGCCAAAUGCCUCUAUUAUGCCUCCGCAGUACUAUAAUUCAUCUGGUUCCAGAAUUAAUAGCACCCCAUCUGCCACUCGGGAAAGGGCGAACGCAAUCCUGAGGCCAAUUGGGCCAGAAACUCCUCCCAAACCAUAUAUUUUAUCAAAUAGAUUAUUUGAGGAUCUGGUAGACUUGAGAAAUGCUGAUGGAAGUCUUAAGCAGCACAGCACCUAGUUUGUCCAGUGCAUCCAGCCGAGGUACGAACGGUGGAAGAAAAUAAAACCCUCGAUAUAUGAUUUUAAUGUACCAUAAUUAGCAGGGAAAUUUUCCUGCAGACUUCUUCAGGUUUGUGAUUGUGUUGUAUGAUCCUCAUCUUUUUAUUAUUAUUAUUAAUUUUCUUUAACAUCGAUCAACUUGUAUUAGCAAUAUGUUAUUUGCGGCUAGAGUCUUCGAAAUAUGUAAGUAUUAACAUACUUGGAAUUCAAUGUGGAUGGCUAAUGGGUUAGGCCAUAUCCAAGAUCU
Messenger RNA from Phoenix dactylifera (date palm), 2338 nucleotides. RefSeq names its product TOM1-like protein 6. Lineage: Eukaryota; Viridiplantae; Streptophyta; Magnoliopsida; Arecales; Arecaceae. The record is from RefSeq and is a predicted model, not a curated record. Gene Ontology annotation, molecular function: ubiquitin binding; phosphatidylinositol binding. Gene Ontology annotation, biological process: protein transport to vacuole involved in ubiquitin-dependent protein catabolic process via the multivesicular body sorting pathway.